GGGAACAGUGGAGAACUUUACACGGACUUCUCAUUAUUCUCAAUCAGACUGUGUGUACAGUAGAGGAUUAUGGAGAUCUGUCUCACACUCACUUUACUGUCCUCUGUAGUAAUGACCAUCACUGCUGAUUUGAAUGUGAGGUUGGUGAAUGGUGACAGUCAUUGUUCUGGUAGAGUGGAGGUUCUUCAUGAUGGUCAGUGGGGAACAGUGUGUGACAAUGACUGGGAUCUGACAGAUGCUGCAGUGGUGUGUAGAGAGCUGGGCUGUGAAGAGCCUCUGGGUAUUGUUAACUUUGGAUCAGGAUCAGGACAGAUCUGGAUGGAUGAUGUGCACUGUAAUGGAUCAGAGUCCUCACUGAAAAACUGUACAUCAAAUGGAUGGGGUGUUCAUAACUGUUAUCAUUCUCUUGAUGUUGGAAUCAUCUGCUCAAAUGUGAAUGUGAGGUUGGUGAAUGGUGGCAGUCGCUGUGCUGGUAGAGUUGAGGUUCUUCAUGAUGGUCAGUGGGGAACAGUGUGUGAAGAUGACUGGGAUAUGGCAGAUGCUGCAGUGGUGUGUAGAGAGCUGGACUGUGGAGAUGCUGUACAGGUGCUUCAUACGUCUCACUUUGGAUCAGGAUCAGGACAGAUCUGGAUGGAUGAUGUGAGCUGUAAUGGAUCAGAGUCUACACUGAAGAAUUGUAGUUCAAGAGGAUGGGGUGUUCAUGACUGCAAUCUUAACACAAAUGCUGGAGUCAUUUGCUCAAAUCUUAGUGUGAGGUUGGUGAGUGGUGACAACCGUUGUGCUGGCAGAGUGGAGGUUCUUCAGGGUGGUCAGUGGAUUAUGAUGUGUGGUCGUGUUUGGGAUCUGACAGAUGCUGCAGUGGUGUGCAGAGAGCUUGGCUGUGGUAAGCCUCUGGGUAUUGCUCACUUUGGACCAGCAUCAGGACCAAUCUGGACAGCACAAAUGCACUGUAAUGGAUCGGAAUCUACACUGAAGAACUGUAGAUUAAGUGGAUCCAGUGUUCAACACUGUGGUCAUCAUCAAGAUGCUGGAGUAAUUUGCUCAAUUUUAAAUGUGAGGUUGGUGAAUGGUGACAGUCGUUGUUCUGGUCGAGUGGAGGUUCUUCAUGAUGGUCAGUGGGGAACCGUGUGUGGUGAUGGUUGGGAUCUGACCGAUGCCUCGGUGGUGUGUAGUGAGAUGGGCUGUGGAGAUGCUGUACAGGUGUUAAAUGGUGCACACUUUGGACGAGGAUCAGGACAGAUCUGGACGAAUGGUGUGGACUGUAGUGGAUCAGAGUCUACACUCAAGAUCUGUACAUCAAGUGUUAGUGACUGUGAUCAUGAUAAAGAUGUUGGAGUCAUCUGCUCAAAUGUGAAUGUGAGGUUGGUGAAUGGUAGCAGUGCUUGUUCUGGUAGACUGGAAAUUCUUCAUGGUCGUCAAUGGGGAACUGUGUGUGAUUUUAGUUGGGAUCUGAUAGAUGCUGCAGCGGUGUGUAGAGAGCUGGACUGUGGAGAGCCUGUACAGGCUUUGCAUGACGCUUACUUUGGACAAGGAUCAGGUCCAAUCUGGUUGGAUUAUGUGCGAUGUAAGGGCUCAGAGUCCUCACUGAAGAACUGUGUGGCAAAUGAAUGGGGGGUUCAUUACUGUUCCCAUAUUCGUGAUGCUGGAGUUAUCUGCUCAGAUGGCUUAAACUAUGGAUGGUCAAGACUUGUUGCUGGUUCUCAUUUGUGCUCGGGGAGAGUAGAGAUGUAUUUUGGAGGAAGAUGGGGCACAGUGUGUGAUGCUGCGUUUGAUGAUCAGGAUGCAGAGGUUGUGUGUAGAGAGAUGAACUGUGGGGUUCCUGUACAGCUGUUGGGAGCAGAUGCUUUUGGUGAAGGAGAGGGACCCGUGUGGACACAAGACAUUCAAUGUAGAGGAAACGAAUCACACAUUAACUUGUGCCCACAAUUCUUCAAGUCUUCAAGCAAGAACAACUGUUCCCAUGAGAAUGAUGUGGGAGUGAUUUGUUCUGGUUACACUGACCUCAGACUGGUGAACGGCUCUGAUUUCUGUUCUGGUCGAGUUGAGCGUCAGUAUUUCACCGAGUGGGGCACAGUGUGUGAUGGGUGCAUGAAUAUGAGAGCUGCCAGUGUUGUCUGCAGACAGAUGAAUUGUGGGAUUGCUGUGUCUGUUGUGGGAGUGGACUGGUUUGGAGAGGGAUCUGGUGAAAUCUGGGCUGAUGUGUUUGAUUGUCAGGGGAAUGAAACACAACUCUCACAAUGUUCAAUCUCUUCAUGGAGUCGAGCUGAAUACUCUCAUGAACAAGAUGUUGGAGUCAUUUGUUCUAAUUCCUCUCUGGCUCUUCAUGAUGGUGGUGUGAGGUUGUCUGGAGAGAGAGACUGUGAGGGGGAGCUGGAAGUUUACAUUGAUCAGGUCUGGAGGAGAGUUCUGCUGGACUCAUGGAGUGUCACUGAAUCCUCUGUGGUCUGCAGACAGCUGGGCUGUGGCUCUGUGCUGAACUUCUCUGGCUCCUCUUCAUCCAGCGCUGAACACAGUCAUGAGUGUGUGAUGGGCUUCAAGUGCUCUGGGACUGAACAUCAUCUGAGGAACUGCAGCAGCUCUCCACAAACUCUCAACUGCAGCUCCACACAACACCUGUCAAUCACCUGCCUUGAUCACAGGUCCAUCAGGUUGGUGGGUUCUGGUGGAGAUUGUGCAGGGAGACUGGAGGUUUUUCACAAAGGCUCAUGGGGGACAGUGUGUGAUGACUCCUGGGAUGUUAAAGAUGCUCAUGUGGUGUGCAGACAGCUGCAGUGUGGAGUGGCUCUCAGUGAUCAGCCAGUACCAGCCUGGUUUGGUCCUGGUUCUGGACCCAUAUGGCUGGAUGAUGUGAACUGUGAGGGGAAUGAGACGUCUCUGUGGAACUGCUCUUCACGGGUCUGGGGAGAUCAUGACUGUAACCACAAGGAGGAUGUAGGAGUCGUGUGUUCAGAGUUUAAAGAGCUCAGGUUGAGUGAAGGCUGUGAAGGGAAUGUGGAGGUUUUCUACAAUGGAUCCUGGGGUAAUGUGUGCUGGAAUCAGAUGGACAGAGACACAGCGAGUCUGAUCUGUCAAGAACUCAACUGUGGAAGAUCUGCCAGUGAACCCAGUUCUUCAAUUGGAUUGAAGACUCAUAAUUGGCAGGAUCAACUUAAAUGUCGAUCACAUGACUCCACUGUAUGGCAGUGUCCAUCUUCACCCUGGGCACAGAAUGACUGUGGUCUAAGUGGGAUUGUCAAAAUCACCUGUUCAGUGAAGGAGACCUAUCAGUCUCCUCGGAGUCGUCUGACAUGUUCUACCUUACCAUCUCCACACCAGAGACAAUGUUCAAGUCAUGUUCCUCUCAGACUGAGUGGAGGUAAAGGCAGGUGUUCUGGGAGGCUGGAGGUGUAUCAUAACUCUGAGUGGGGUUCAGUCUGUGAUGAUCUGUGGGACAUCAGAGAUGCUCAGGUGGUCUGCAGGCAGCUGGGUUGUGGAGCAGCAUUGAGUGCUGAUGGGAAUGAAGCGUUUGGUGCUGGUGAAGGUGUUGUGUGGCUGAACAGAGUCGAGUGCAGAGGGACUGAGAUUCACCUGUGGGACUGUCCUCACGUCCUGAAUAACCACACUGACUGCUCACACAAAGAACGUGUUGAACUCAUCUGUGCAGAUUUGUCUGUGUCCACCACUGCUACAACAACAACAACUAAAUCUCAGACUAACAAGAGCCCAGUGACUUCUCAAACUCCUCCAGCAGCGUCUCUCUUCAUUCCUCCAGUGGUUGUUCUGGGAGUUUUGCUCUUACUGCUCUUAGUGCCGCUGCUGAUACUGAUUCAACACAACAGAGUGAUGAGGAGAGCUCUCUCUAAGAGGAGACACUGGACUCAGACUGAAGCAGUUUAUGAAGAGAUUGAUCACAGACACAAACACAAACACGAACACUUCACACAGAGAGAACAGCAUUCUGGGUAUGAAGAUGUCAAUGAACCUUUUACAGAAGAAGACAUCUGUGUAUAUGACAAUGACGUCAGCAGCCUGAAAGCAAAACAGGUUAGAAAAGUCUCACUGGCAUACUAUAAUGAUGUCAACACAGAUGAACCGACAGCAGAUAUUAAGACAGGGGACAUGCCAGAGAAUUACGAUGAUGUCAUCAUUAUUAAACACAACAUUGAAGGUGUAAAUGUUGAGGAAGAGUAUGAUGAUGUGAAGCAUAUCAGUGCAAGUAAGAGAGAACAGACAGUUAAAGUCACAUCCGAAUGUGGAAUGGAAGAUGACUGUGAGACAGAGGGAGUUCAGGAGGAAUAUGAUGAUGUGAAGAAUGUCAGAUUUGUGAAUCCUGUUAGACUAUGAGGAUGUGGGGGAGGAGUCAAAUAAUUUGACUUAAUGACCACACCCACUGCACAUGUUCAUAAAAAUAAUAUAUCUAAGUGAUUCAGUGUUGCUACUAAAUGUUGUGUUGCUUUCUUUUUCAGACAUUAAGGCCCGUUUUCACAGACAGGACUAACCCUUAAUAAAAAUUGGGAUAUUUAAGUUACUUUUAUAAAAAUGCCCUAGUAAGAAACAUUACUGGUGUGCAUCUUGACACGAAACAAUGGCACUAACAUAUUUUAAGAUGUUUUAGGAUGAAUUAUUUUCAGUUAAGACAGCUCAUUCAUUUUAGUCUGGGACUAGCCUUAAGACUUGUCUGUGAAACCGGGCAUAAAUCCUCUAUUACCUAGUUACAUGCAAA
This is a messenger RNA of Triplophysa rosa, 4702 nucleotides long. RefSeq names its product scavenger receptor cysteine-rich type 1 protein M130-like. NCBI's taxonomy places the organism in Eukaryota, Metazoa, Chordata, Actinopteri, Cypriniformes, Nemacheilidae. The record is from RefSeq and is a predicted model, not a curated record. Bases 70 to 4323 code for a protein of 1417 amino acids. The transcript has 22 exons. Gene Ontology annotation, cellular component: membrane.